Durotheca rogersii is the source of this 855-nucleotide messenger RNA. RefSeq names its product cell-cycle control medial ring component-domain-containing protein. The coding region runs from base 110 to 760 and encodes 216 amino acids. NCBI's taxonomy places the organism in Eukaryota, Fungi, Ascomycota, Sordariomycetes, Xylariales, Xylariaceae. The record is from RefSeq and is a predicted model, not a curated record. The transcript is spliced from 2 exons. Gene Ontology annotation, molecular function: protein binding.
GGGUCGAGAGUCUACCUCUUGUCACGAACCUUGGCGGCCCAAACAAGGCAGGACGAUCAGUAGCACAGCUAAAUACCGUGCCCAACGGCAGAAGACCAGGCAGGAAACCAUGGCGGAAGUAGCCUUCGCCAAGUUCUUCCUCGCGGGCCUCGACGCCCGCCCGAUGAAGCUGUCGCCAGACCACGUCGAGGACCCCAAGACCUACGCCGCGCGCAGUCCCUACAUCCUGCCUAGAAUGCCUAGGCCCAUGCGCAAGCGCACCAACGUCGCCACCGCCGCCCCUCGACCUCACGGCGCCGUCCCCGGGCACGAGCGCCGGCUCGCCGUCGUCGUCAAGUCCCUGCGCAAUCCGCCGCUCGAGGUGCGCCUGCCGCCCCAGGACCCGGCCACCUCGGUUCUCGACAUCCGCGCCGCCGUCGCGCGGCAGACCGGCGUCCCCGCCGACAAGCUGCGCCUGCUCCACGCCAAGAAGCCCGUCGCCGACAGCAAGGCCCUACGGGACUUGGUCGCGCCUGACGCCGCGGCCGAUGCCGCCGUCGAGUUCUCGGUCAUGGUGCUAGGUGGUGCCUCGACGCUGGCCUCGGCGCACCUGGCGGAAAAGGCCCAGGCGAGCGGCGCCCAGACUAAGGGCGCCGACGUGCUCCGGACCAAGGAAUUUUGGGACGAUUUGAGGGGGUUCCUAACGCAGCGGAUACGUGACGAGAAGACGGCUACAGAGCUUACAAAUGUGUUUCAGGCGGCUUGGAAGGCAAGGACGUGAGAGGGUCAACUAAAUACAUGUGCUGGACAUCUCCGACAUAGACGAGCUGGCCACAAUAAUGCUAGUCGGGCAGACAGGCAGUCAAGCAGUUAGAU